GCACACAUUGGUUGAUGCAGAUUAUACAGCUACUACGGUUUGACGGUGACUUCGAAAAGGUGUUGGAAAGAGGUUUUAAAGACUCUCAGUUAUUGGAGUUCUUUUUUCCAACACCAAUUACAACACCAUACGGUACAACAAGUUACGGUUACAAGUACUACGAACAGUUACCAUCACCUCGCCUUGUUGUAACGCAUCUACCUUUGAAACUUCUUCCAAGACAAGUUUUUGAAAAAAAGGCAAAGGUGAUAUACGUUGCCAGGAACCCGAAGGACACAGCAGUGUCAACGUAUCAU
Molecule: messenger RNA, 296 nt
Organism: Anneissia japonica
Lineage: Eukaryota; Metazoa; Echinodermata; Crinoidea; Comatulida; Comatulidae
Product: sulfotransferase family cytosolic 1B member 1-like
Exons: 2
Biological process (GO): sulfation
Cellular component (GO): cytoplasm
Molecular function (GO): sulfotransferase activity
Source: RefSeq, a predicted model, not a curated record